UAUUCCCUUCAAUAAAUGAAGCACGACCCACCUAUCCCCUUCCAAGAUGGAAGCCAGUUACCUACCACCUACGCCCACAUAUUAUAUCAGAUAUACUAUUGCAGCCUGCGCCAGGUAGAGUUGAGCAUGGCACCAUCCCACCAUAAGCUUAAGGUGUUGGAGCAGUGGCGGGUUUCAUCUCAUCCGAGCUCGGCCACCCUGCCGUGCUCCCUUCCCUCGACCUUCUUCGACCUCGUCUUCUAUUGCUUCCACCCGGUGCAACGCCUCCUCUUCUACGAGUCGACCAACCUCGAGACCGAGCUCCCUAAACUGAAGCACUCCUUAGCUCUCGCCCUCAGUUACUACUACCCUCUCGCCGGGAGCCUUACACGAGACUCCGAGGUGCAAAAUCCCGAGCUCCUUUGCUCUCAAUCUGACUUCGUUCCCCUCACGGUAGCCGCCAGUCGAGACGACUUCUACGAGCUCUCAGGAGACCAUGCGCGGGACAUGGCGAGGUUCCAUCCUCUGGUGCCACCGCUGACCGCCUCCAGCGGAAGGCAGCCCGUGUUUGCAGUCCAAGUCACCAUGUUCGCUGACGCCGGCGUCGCCAUCGGGACCACCGUUCACCACGCCGUCGCCGAUGGCUCUAGCUACACCAACUUGAUGAAACUGUGGUCGUCGAUACAUCGGCUUGGGGAGCUUCCGGCAAUUUCGACAGGGCUGCUCCCGUUUCUCGACCGUAGCGUCGUCCACGACCCAGCAGGGCUGCAAAGCAUCUUCGUAAAGGAUCUGCAAUCGCUCAGAGGAGAUCCAAGUCUCAAUGCCUGGGACCUCACCGGCGUCCCUGAUGUGAAGCUGGCCACUUUCGCUUUCAGCCGAGACACCCUAGAUAAGCUGAGACGACGGGCGACGUGCAAGAGGAAGGCGUCGGCCCAGACGUCGCCGUACGCGUUGGCCUGCGGCCUCGUGUGGGCCGGCCUGGUCCGAGCGCGAGGCGACACGAACAGGAAGAAGGAGCAUUUCGGCUUCGUGACCGGCUGCCGGGCACGGACGAAUCCGCCCAUUCCAGCCAAUUACUUUGGGAAUUGCCUAGGUAUCUGCCGCGUCGAGGCCGAGAGGAGCGAACUCGUCGGCGAAGACGGAGCGGCGGCCGCCGCGGACGCGAUCUGGAAGGUGAUCAAGAGCCUGGAGGAGGGGGCGUUCAGCGGGGCGGAGAACUGGAUCAGGGACGUCCACGACUACGCGGCAAAGAAAGCCCUGACUGUCGCCGGGUCGCCGAAGCUGGGGAUAUACGACAUCGACUUCGGGUGGGGACGGCCGCGCAAGGUAGAGCUGGUGUCGAUUGAGAGGACGGGGGCACUGUCGCUGACGGAGAGCAGAGGGGAGAAGGGCGGCAUCGAGGUGGGACUGGCACUGCCGAAGCACGAGAUGGAUGGCUUUCUCUCUUACUUCGUCAGUAGCUUGUUGAAUCUUUAAUCAUGCAAGCGGCAUGCCUGAGAAGGUCAUCUACGGUGGCUUCAAGGGCCUGCGACACUGCAACUACCGUCCGUCGUUCGUAUUGCAGGAUUAAGGCAGCAAGCCAUGUAUUGUCUCAGACGAACAAGUGAAUUUUUUUUUCCUUUAUGGGGAAGGACAAGGUAAGAGUCCAUAUUAACAUCAAUGCGGCUCCCGCGACGGUAAGUCCGUAGCUUUCAAAAAAUAGCAUCUUCUUUUCUAUAGGGUAAAGGAUUUCUUCUGAUGGAUCUUGAAAGUGACUAUAUUCAGUAGUUAUUUAAUUGGUCACGGAUUUGGACU
Messenger RNA from Musa acuminata AAA Group (dessert banana), 1773 nucleotides. Its product is annotated as phenolic glucoside malonyltransferase 2-like. The record is from RefSeq and is a predicted model, not a curated record. The coding region runs from base 16 to 1455 and encodes 479 amino acids. NCBI's taxonomy places the organism in Eukaryota, Viridiplantae, Streptophyta, Magnoliopsida, Zingiberales, Musaceae. The transcript has a single exon.